Castor canadensis (American beaver) is the source of this 1752-nucleotide messenger RNA. The record is from RefSeq and is a predicted model, not a curated record. Lineage: Eukaryota; Metazoa; Chordata; Mammalia; Rodentia; Castoridae.
GGCAGCCGGAAGCAGAGUCUAGGAGAAGCCCCAGUGUUGAAGGCGGAGGUUCUGCGCAUCAGAGGCUAAGUUCCCCCAAUACCACCUUCGAUGGUCCCAGCCGCCAUCCCGGAACUUCCAUCCUCGUGACUCGCUCACUGCUCUGGAAUCAGUGCCUUAGGGAGGGUGGUUGCUGUAUUUGCUGCUGAGCUAUGAUUGCUUAGAUGUGAGCAGAGGACAGAAGGCAAUCCCAGGAGCACUGUUUCUGGAAUCCACCAGGCCCCUCUGGUUUCCCCACCUCUGCCUGUUGACAUCCUUAAAGCAGCUUCCCCUGAACGUCACGGGGUGGGGCCUCUGGUCACCCCCACCUCAUGAAAGAAAACCUAGAGCUGGGCAGUAGUGAAAGAGGUGUCAGAGUCUGUGUCCAAAUUUCCCCUUUUAUAAGGACACCGGUCAUACUGGGCGAGGGACUGUCUCUGACUUCACUGACACUUCAUGAAGACCAUUUUUGAUGAAGACCACAUUCUGAGAACCGCCUUCAGCAGUCAUGAGCCACACUGCUGUAGCUGACUUGGACCAUGUGUCUUGGUGGCCAGAAGCCACCAAGCCAUUUCUGGUGGGUGUAUGUGCAGGAGUGGUUUUCUGGGUCUGGUUGAAGUGGAUGCCCCCAAAGGAGUGACUCCUGAGAGGCAGAAGCAUCAUUUUUGAUAAAUAAACCAAUCCCAGAACAUCAGAGUAGAACACAGCUCAGAACGUCGUGUACCAACAGUUCUUUGAAACAAACUCCCUCUCAGCAUCUACCCGGAGGCUUAGCUCACAAACUGGAUGUUCCCUUACCAGCAAAAAAUGGCUUUUCUGAAGAUGAAGCUGAUAUACACUUGCCUUCUGGUAGUAGGGGCACUCUGUUUAUAUUUCAGCAUGGCUCCUUUUGAAGAAGUGCCAUUUAUUUUCAAGAAAAAACACGGGGAAUUCCUUCAGCUCCCGGAUAUUGAUUGCAGGCAGAAUCCCCCCUUCCUUGUCCUUCUGGUGACUUCGUCCCACAAGCAGGUGGCAGCUCGCAUGGCCAUCCGGAAGACGUGGGGGAGAGAAACGAUGGUGAGAGGGAAGCAUGUGAGGGCCUUCUUCCUCCUGGGGGCCACGGCUAGCAUGGAGGAGAUGACGGCGGUGACCCAGGAGAGUCAGCAGCAUGGUGACAUCAUCCAGAAGGACUUCAAGGAUGUCUACUUCAACUUGACCCUGAAGACUAUGAUGGGCAUGGAGUGGGUCCACCACUUUUGUCCACAGGCAAGUUUUGUGAUGAAAACAGAUUCAGACAUGUUUGUGAACGUCCACUAUCUCACCGAGUUACUGCUGAAGAAAAACAGAACGACGAGAUUUUUCACUGGCUACUUAAAGCUCAAUGAGUUUCCCAUAAGGAACAAGUUGAACAAGUGGUUUGUAAGUAAAUUUGAAUAUCCCUGGGACAAGUACCCGCCAUUUUGCUCUGGCACUGGCUAUGUCUUUUCCAGUGAUGUGGCAAGUGAGGUGUACAACGUGUCUGAAAGUGUUCCCUUCAUCAAGCUGGAGGACGUCUUUGUGGGGCUCUGCCUGGCCAAGUUGAAAAUCAAACCCGAGGAGCUGCACUCCCAGCGGACAUUUUUCCCAGAGGGGUUGCGCUUCUCCACGUGCCGCUUUCGGAAAAUUGUGGCCUGUCACUUUGUCACACCCAAAGAGCUGCUCACCUACUGGCAGGCUUUAGAAGGCUCCAGGGAGGAAGAUUGUCUGUCUGUCUGA